Messenger RNA from Solanum lycopersicum (tomato), 1111 nucleotides. RefSeq names its product transcription factor ILR3. Gene Ontology annotation, biological process: regulation of DNA-templated transcription; intracellular iron ion homeostasis. The record is from RefSeq and is a predicted model, not a curated record. Gene Ontology annotation, molecular function: DNA-binding transcription factor activity; protein dimerization activity. NCBI's taxonomy places the organism in Eukaryota, Viridiplantae, Streptophyta, Magnoliopsida, Solanales, Solanaceae.
UUUUAAUUUAUAAAAAAAAUGCCAAUAUGAAAGAAAAAAUUAUGAAUUUUACCCAAAUACAUUUUCCGAUUCAAACAGCAAUUGGAAACCCUCAUUGGAGAAUUUACCGGGAGAAUUAUUUUUUUCAUCUUCUGGCCGGCGACUGAUCGGAGAUGGUUUCACCGGAGAGUACCAAUUGGCUUUAUGAUUACGGAUUCGAAGAUAGUUGCGUCCCUGAUUCGAAUUUCUCAGCUUCUGCAUCUGGGUUUAACUGGUCUGUGCAGAAUUUGAAUGGUUCAAGGAAUGUUAGUUCUGAAAUCGAUGGGUCAAUUGGUGAAUCAGAUUACCCCAAGGAAAGUGGUUCUAAGAAACGGGCAAGGGUUGAAUCAUGUGCUCCAACAAGUUCCAAAGCUUGCAGAGAGAAACUGCGAAGAGAUAGGCUGAAUGACAAGUUCAUGGAAUUGGGUGCACUCCUUGAGCCUGGAAGACCCCCUAAAACAGACAAAUCCGCUAUUCUUGUUGAUGCUGUUCGCUUGGUGACCCAGUUACGUGAUGAAGCUCAAAAGUUGAAAGACUCAAACUUGAAUCUGCAAGAAAAGAUCAAGGAGUUAAAGGUUGAGAAAACCGAGCUUCGAGAUGAAAAACACAGGCUGAAAGCUGAAAAGGAGAAGCUAGAGCAACAACUAAAGACUACAAGUGCACAGCCUAGUUACUUGCCUCCUGCUAUACCUUCUGCAUUUGCUGCUCAUGGUCAAUUUCCAGGAAGCAAGCUGGUGCCAAUCAUGAGUUACCCUGGUGUCGCGAUGUGGCAAUUCAUGCCUCCUGCUGCUGUUGAUACUUCACAGGACCACGUCCUCCGUCCUCCAGUUGCUUAACUUGUCGCAGCUUAAUGCCUACAAAGGUUGCCUUCACUGUACCUUAAAUUAAUCGUCUAGUCAAUGUCCUCCGGUUGUAUUAGUUUUGGCUCAACUCCCCUUACUGCAUUUGGCUGAUGAUAGAUAAGUUGUGACUUUGAAACUGGCAACGGUUUAAUGUUUGCUUUGUGUAAAAUUAAAUAAAUUUAACUAUAAACUGUAUCUACAUUUUCUCGGUUCCAUUAGCUAAAUACUACCCAACUUAUAAGAAUUAAUAA